AGCAACAGUCAGUCAGACACCUCGGUAGCUUGUAGACAAAAUAGACGAACCAAUAAAGCUCUUUAAACGCGUUCGUGUAUAUUAGCCACUGUGUUUAAACCCACUUCUGUCGUCUAGUUAGUUAUCCCAUUUAAUUUAACAUUUUUACGUUGUUAUUAGUUAACUAGCUGUCUGGUUAAGUUAGCAUUAGCCUAGCUAACAUCACCGACCAUGAGUUCACUAAACUACUCUCGUCUUGCUAAAGACUGGACGGAGGAAGAAGCUUCUCCUCCAGCGACAGAAGAGGAGGUCUGCUGGACGGUGGAAGAAGCUCUCGUUAAAGAGGAAAAAGAAGAGGAGGCUGUUACAAUACAAAAACAAGUAGAGGAUGAGGCUGUUACAGUGAAAGAAGAAGAGAAAGACGUUUCAGUGAAAGAAGAGGAAGACGCGUUCAGAGUGAAAGAGGAGGAUGUUACUGUAAAAGAAGAGGAGGGUGUUACUGUAAAAGAAGAGGAGGGUGUUACUGUAAAAGAAGAGGAGGGUGUUACUGUAAAAGAAGAGGGGGAUGUUACUGUAAAAGAAGAGGAGGAAGACGCGUUCAGAGUGAAAGAGGAAGACGAUGUUACAGUAAAAGGAGAGAAAGGUGCCGUUUUUGGAGUGAAAUUGGAGGAGGAGGAGAUGACUGUCACAUCGAAAAAGGAGGAAGAGGAGGAAACUGGAUAUCAGGGCCCGGUUCCCCAAAGCCAUCUUAAGGCAUCCAGUAUUGAUGAUGAAGUUAGCCGUGAGAUGCUUUUGAGAAACCGGGCCCUGAUUAACACUAGAGAGAGACUUGACUAUCGUGGAUCCUCUGGGGAGCCUCAACAACAUCAUGAAGCUGACGAGGCAGAGAAGAGUCUCUCCACAUCAGAACACCUCAAGAAACACCAACGAAAACCCACAGGAAAAAAAUCUCACCACUGCUCUGACUGUGGGAAGAGUUAUUCAAGAUUAGAUUCACUAAAAGUACACCAGAGAAUUCACACAGGCGAUACAGCUCACUGCUCUGACUGUGGGAAGAGAUUCACCUCUUCAGCAGACCUAAAAAGACAUGAGAGAAUCCAUACAGGAGAGAAACCUUAUAGCUGUGAUCAAUGUGGGAAGAGAUUUACGCACUCAAGCUGCCUGAAGGUACAUCAGAGAACACACACAGGAGAGAAACCUUAUAGCUGUGAUCAAUGUGGGAAGAGAUUUGUCACAUCUAGCCGUCUGACUAUACACCAGAGAACACACACAGGAGAGAAACCUUAUAGCUGUGAGCAAUGUGGGAAAAGUUUUAAUGUUCGAAGCGGCCUGAAAACACACCAGACAACACACACAGGGGAGAAAUCUUUUAGUUGCUCUGACUGCGGGAAGACCUUUUCAAAAUUAUAUACAUUACAAUUACACCGGACAAUUCACACUGGGGAGAAACUUUAUAGCUGUAAUCAAUGUAGGAAGAGUUUUAAUCACUCAAGCUUGCUGAAGGUACAUCAGAGAACACACACAGGAGAGAAAUCUUUUAUAGCUGUGAUCAAUGUGGGAAGAGAUGUGUUACAUCUAGCAGUCUGACUAUUCACCAGCGGACACACGAGAGAACCCUUGUAGCUGUAAUCAAUGUGGGAAGAGUUUUACUCAGCCAAACAUCCUGAUAUCACACCAGAGAACACAGGAGAAACACCUCGUAGCUGUGAUCGAUGUGGAAAGAGAGACGCUGGUAAAGUAUCUCUGAUUAAACAUCAGAGAAAAUACAUACAUGAAGGAGUUGUUUCAUGACAUCAAUACGAUAAUGUCACAAUGUAGAAUGUUUUAAUAUUGUAGUACGAGUAUUUUAAUGAUGUCAUAAUGUAGAAUGUUUUAACAUUGUAGUAGGAGUAUUUUAAUGAUGUCAUGAUGUAGAAUGUUUUAACAUUGUAGUAGGAGUAUUUUAAUGAUGUCAUAAUGUAGAAUGUUUUAACAUUGUAGUAGGAGUAUUUUAAUGAUGUUACAAUGUCGAACCCUAAACGUUUGUCUCCUGUUCCAUUGAUUUCAACAUGAUAUGGAUAUUAGCCUCAGGGGGAAAAUCCAGGCUCUGAAUUGAAAGAGUACUAUUUAUGUGAUUAACAAAAAGUGUUGCGUUACACUUAUCUCGUCGGUGAUCCACUUGAAUCAAAAUGCAACACUUCAAAAUGUAGCUAGCUAUUUUCUACAAAUUGUCCUCUAACCAGUGAGGUACACAUUAUUCCCAUAUUCCGUGUGGUGUUUGAGCUGAUCGUUUUAACGGGACGUGAAACCUCAUCUCCCCCUCUCGCGCAAUUGAUUUCAACUUGAUAUAGAAAUGAGUGAUGACAAAAAUGUGUUGCGUUUCUCUUCGUUUUGGUGACCCCAAAAUUUAAAUGCACCACUCAAAAAUGUAGCUGGCUGUCUUCUGCAGGUUGUCCUCUAACCAGUGAGGUAAAAUAUAUCUUCCAUUUCCAUGUUUUUUUUUAUAGUUGUGUUAGUUUUAAAGUACAACCCCCAAAUCGAUAUCAGUGAUUUAUUGUUGCUAUUUUUGAUGUAAUCGUGUAACAUUUAGUAAUCAUAAUUAUUUUUGUAACCAACUGACAUUUUUUGUUUGUUUAUUAACAAUGUAGUAAAACUAGCUUAUAAUUUUGGUUGGAUAUUACAUCCUAUUCAAUGUAGUAAAACUAGCUUAUAAUUUUGGUUGGAUAUUACAUCCUAUUCAAUGUAGUAAAACUAGCUUAUAAUUUUGGUUGGAUAUUACAUCCUGUUCUUGCCAUUUUAGUCCUCAGCAUGAUCAUUGGUCUUUCAGUUUUCAUUGUUAUUCCUAAUGUUUGUUUGUGGUGUAAAUAUUUAGCGUCGUUUUUAUUUUCGCGUCAUUUUUAUUUGUUUGUUUUUCCCUGUGAAGCGCAUUGCGUUGCAUCCAUGUCUGAAAUGUGCUGUAUAAAUAAAGCUUGAUUUGAACA
Messenger RNA from Oncorhynchus masou masou (cherry salmon), 2939 nucleotides. RefSeq names its product zinc finger and SCAN domain-containing protein 2-like. The coding region runs from base 211 to 1566 and encodes 451 amino acids. The transcript has 2 exons. NCBI's taxonomy places the organism in Eukaryota, Metazoa, Chordata, Actinopteri, Salmoniformes, Salmonidae. The record is from RefSeq and is a predicted model, not a curated record.